AUACUCUCAGCCUCAAUCAUGACUUCAACACCGGAAAAGACGAGUUCACCACUCGAGGAGACGGAACGUGGCCAAACUGUACAGACAGUCUCGCCGCCGCCGUUAGCUGCUCACGACCCGAAAGCAUUUCCGGAUGGCGGCUUACAGGCAUGGUUAGUUGUUGCCGGAGGCUUUUGCGCCAUCUUCGCGAGCUUUGGUUGGAUAAAUUGUAUCGGCAUCUUCCAGAAUUAUUAUCAGUCGAAUCUGAUUUCGAGCUACUCGUCGAGUAGUGUGGCCUGGGUCCCCUCUACAGAAUCGUUCAUGAUGUUUUUCUGGGGACCGGUGGCAGGGAAAUUGACAGACUUUUGGGGCCCGCGCGUUCCGAUUGUCAUUGGUACCUUUUUGCACGUUUUUGGCCUCAUGAUGGCUUCGAUAUCGAAAGAAUACUACCAAAUAUUUCUGUCGCAGUCUGUCACUAGCGCUAUUGGCUGUAGCUUUCUCUUCUAUCCGAGCAUGACAGCUUGCGCUAGCUGGUUCCUGAGACAUCGCGUUCUUGCCAUUGGCAUCAUGGCUUCCGGAUCAAGUGUAGGAGGAGUUGUGCUACCCAUCAUGGUCAACCGUCUUGUGGAUGAGGUCGGAUUUGGAUGGGCUAUGCGAUCCGUCGCCUUUCUGUUCUUAGGCCUGUGCACCAUUUCCAUCAUCACAGUCAAAUCGAGACUUCCGCCAUCGAAGCAACCGUUUGUGCUCCGAGACUUUAUCGCACCUUACAAAGAGGUUCCAUUCUUGCUCCUCACCAUCGGAGUAUGGAUUACCUACAUCGGCGGCUUCAUUCCUUUUACGUUCAUCAUUGUUCAAGCGAGAGCACAGGGCAUGUCCGACCAUCUUGCAAGCUAUCUCGUAUCCAUCCUCAAUGCUUCUUCGACUUUCGGACGAAUCAUUCCAGCGCAUCUCGGAGAUGUUUUCGGUGUCUUUAACGUCAUGAUUGUACUUUCUCUUGCAGGAGGACUCGCCAACAUAAUCUUCUGGUUGCCUACCACCGUUAUGUCCGCACAGAACACAAACGCCUUGAUCAUCGUCUUUGCGAUCGUGUACGGCUUCGCGUCUGGUUGCAUCUUUUCUCUCGUCCCGGCCAUGAUCGCAAAGAUCUCCCCAGAUCUCUCGAAACUUGGAGUCAGAACAGGAAGUUUGUACGUGGUAGCUGCUACUGGCGUAUUAAUUGGCAGUCCGAUUGCAGGCGUCAUCUCCUCUGGAGACGGGAAUGGGUUUCUGGGAUUAACACUUUUCUCUGGCUUGUUGCUGGUUGUUGGAACUGUUUUCCUGAUUCUCUCCAGAGUAAAGCUGACGGGAUGGAAGCUUAUGGCCAAAGCAUGA
Molecule: messenger RNA, 1350 nt
Organism: Periconia digitata
Lineage: Eukaryota; Fungi; Ascomycota; Dothideomycetes; Pleosporales; Periconiaceae
Source: the annotation of a GenBank genome assembly